Cucumis sativus (cucumber) is the source of this 2312-nucleotide messenger RNA. RefSeq names its product proline-rich receptor-like protein kinase PERK4. Gene Ontology annotation, molecular function: ATP binding; protein kinase activity. NCBI's taxonomy places the organism in Eukaryota, Viridiplantae, Streptophyta, Magnoliopsida, Cucurbitales, Cucurbitaceae. Gene Ontology annotation, biological process: protein phosphorylation. The coding region runs from base 210 to 2126 and encodes 638 amino acids. The record is from RefSeq and is a predicted model, not a curated record. The transcript has 9 exons.
GCAUAGCCUAAUCCACCUUGUAUGUAGGAGACCAUUGGAUUUCACAAGCCAAAAAGGGUCUCCCCCUCUAAUUUCUCUUAUGGGAUUCUCACUUUGAAACUCAUUUUCUUUCCUUUUCCUCUUCUCCAAAGGAAGUUGGUGAAAUUUCCGGCAAAAAUUAUUUUCGGGUUAAAUCUUGGCCGGAAUUUCACUGCUUUGAUAAGAGAAAGAUGAGUUCAAGUGAUGAUGAGAGUGCUUCAGGGCCGGACUCUCAAUCUUCACCUGCCGCUCCAUCGCCGGAUUCUUCGUCUUCGUCUUCACCUGAUCCACCCUCAUCGUCGCCGCCCUCACCGCCAUCGCCAUCUCCACCAUCUCCCGAUGCCAAUUCCGAUACCUCUCCUCCACCAUCUCCAGAAAACGAUGAUUCCUCACCACCACCACCCACAUCAGAUAAUUCUCCAUCUCCAAAGUCCCCAUCCGAUGGUUCUUCCGAUGAUCACAAAUCCCAUCCAGCUCCAAAAGAGGGUGGUAGCAGUCCACUGACGUCACCCGCUGCUCAUUCUCCUCCAUCCCGAUCUUCGUCAGCGGGGGACGAAUUUUCUCCACCAGCUCUGCCGGAAGGAAAGGCAUCACCAAGAUCGCCAGCUAAACAACAAGGAACACCGUCCUCUGAGAAGGAUUCAUCGCCAUCGGAAAUCAACCCGGGGAUUAUAAUUGGAGUGGCAGUGGGAGUGGGGGUUUUCAUAAUUGUUCUCAUAUCAGUAAUUGCAGUUUGUUCAAAGAAGAAGAAGAGAAAGAGAGAUCCUAUGCCAUAUUAUGGAGAUCAUGGUCAUGGAGGACCUAAAGGUGGUGACUAUUACAACAGUUCACUACAGCAACAACAAAACUGGCACAACGGCAUGCACGGUCCCGGGACGGAUCAAUUUGGGAGGCCACCAGUAUCGGGGUCUCCGGCCGGGACUGGGUGGCCAAUGAGCGGCGAGAACAUGACGACAGGUAGCUCCUAUGCAGGGCCUCCUCUUCCUCCACCAUCACCAUCGAUUGCUUUUGGGUUCAACAAGAGCACGUUCACGUACGACGAACUCGCUGCAGCAACAGGUGGGUUUGCUCAUGGAAACCUACUCGGGCAGGGUGGGUUCGGUUAUGUGCACAAGGGGGUACUGCCCAAUGGGAAGGAAGUGGCAGUGAAAAGCUUGAAGGUGGGCAGUGGGCAGGGUGAGAGGGAGUUCAUGGCUGAAGUUGAGAUUAUUAGUAGAGUCCAUCAUCGGCAUUUGGUGUCUUUGGUUGGGUUUUGCAUUGCUGGUGGACAAAGAAUGUUGGUCUAUGAGUUCGUUCCUAACAAUACAAUGGAGCAUCAUCUUCAUGCCAAAGGUCUUCCAGUAAUGGAUUGGCCCGCUAGACUUCGCAUUGCCAUAGGUUCUGCCAAGGGACUUGCUUAUCUUCACGAAGAUUGUCAUCCAAAGAUUAUUCAUCGAGAUAUCAAGUCAGCUAAUAUUCUGAUCGAUGCCAAUUUUGAAGCUAUGGUGGCUGAUUUUGGAUUGGCUAAGUUGUCUACGGAUAAUCACACACACGUCUCAACUAGAGUCAUGGGUACAUUCGGGUAUUUGGCACCAGAAUACGCAUCAAGCGGAAAGCUAACAGAAAAGUCUGACGUGUUCUCAUUUGGUGUAAUGUUGUUGGAACUCAUUACAGGAAAACGUCCUGUAGAUCCUACACAUACGAUGGAGGAUAGCUUAGUUGAUUGGGCUCGACCACUAAUGACUCGAGCAUUAAUGGAAGGGAUAUACGACGAGUUGGUGGAUAUACGUUUGGAGAGAGAGUUCAACACACAAGAAAUGGCUCGAAUGGUGGCUUGUGCUGCAGCCUCCAUACGCCACUCGGCUAGAAAACGCCCAAAAAUGAGCCAAGUGGUUCGAGCUUUAGAAGGAGAUGUCUCACUGGACGACUUAAACGAAGGCACGAGACCAGGCCAAAGCUCCAUCUUUAGCGCCACUAGCUCCGACUACGAUUCUAGCGCCUACCAUGCUGACAUGUCGAAAUUUAGGAAGAUCGCUUUGUCCGACGACAGCAGUGAACUUGCAACUUCAAGCAACGAUUCCCGAGAAAUGAACCAUCCCGGCCCCGGGACCCAAAGGCCGCUCUUUUAAUCUUUUUUUUUUUGUCACUAAUAUAUUUAUCAAAAUUCAAGUUUGUUUAAUUACAUAGGAAAAGGGGGAAACAAAAAAGGAUAAAUAUAUGAGUUUGUUUUAAUUUCUAUGGUCGAUUGAAAACUGUGAUGUGGUGAUCGUGGCAAAUAACCAAGAAGGAUAUGGAUCAAAUGUGGUUUUAUUAAA